CUCGCCGUUGGGAGGGCAGGGUAGCGGCUCUCUGCCCGUGCCCUGGCGCAGCGCGGCCGUGGGGAGCGGUGUGCAGCCCUGAGCGCCGAGGUAGCGGCGGGACGGGGCUGCGGACGGAGCGCCCAGGACAUGCAUCACUUUGAGGAAGAAUUAACGUGUUCCAUUUGCUACAGCAUAUUUGAAGAUCCACGCGUUCUGCCCUGUUCCCAUACAUUCUGUAGGAAUUGUCUGGAAGGUGUUAUUCAGCUGUCAAGCAACUUUUCCAUUUGGAGACCCCUGAGAGUUCCUCUGAAGUGUCCUAACUGUAGGAGUAUUGUUGAAAUUCCUGCCGCUGGUACGGAAUCGUUGCCUAUCAACUUUGCGUUGAAAGCUAUUAUUGAAAAAUACCAACAGGAAGAUCACUCUGAUGUUGCAACCUGCAGUGAACACUAUAGGCAACCGCUGAACGUUUACUGUCUUUUGGACAGAAAAUUGGUGUGUGGCCAUUGCCUUACAAUAGGAAAACACAACGGUCAUCCGAUAGAUGACCUUCAAAGUGCCUACAUAAAAGAAAAGAAGACCUCUGGAAAACUUCUCGAGCAGCUAACUGAUAAGCACUGGACUGAUGUAUGCUUGCUUAUUGAAAAGCUGAAAGAACAGAAGUCCCAGUGUGAAAGCAUUGUUCAGGACGAUAAAAAAGUCGUAGUACAGUAUUUUAAGAAACUUAGCGAUACCUUGGAGCACAAAAAACAAGCUCUGCUGACUGCGCUGGAUGAAAUUAACACACACAUUUUGGAAGAAUAUCAGCCUCUCAUUGAGAAGUUGAAAAAAAUAAGGGAAGAACAGCUGGAAUUAAUGUCACUGAAUACAUCUAUUCAAAAAGAGGAGUCCCCACUUAUUUUUCUUGAGAAGGUGGACGAUAUGCAUCAACGUAUAAAAGCUUUGAAACAGAAGCAACUACCGGAUGUUAAACCUGUGGAGAUUUAUCCGAGGAUUGGGCACCUGUUGAAAGAUGUGUGGUCUAAAACUGAAGUCGGUCAGAUCAACAAGAUCCUCACUCCAAAAAUAAAACUGAUUCCGAAAAGGAAGUUACAGAGCAAAGGCAGUGGAAAGGACGGGAGAGAAUCUCAAGAGCUCCUCCAGGCUGUAAAUCCUUUAGCAGUCCUGCUUCUUUUUAUAAUAGCGGUAACUGUGUUUGCAUUUCACAAACCGGUAUCAUCAGUUGUAGUUGAAGCUACUCCCGCUUAUAUCUCAGAAUUCUUGCUGCUUAUUUAUCAAGAUUUCUGCACCCAUUUGCAGAAUAUAGUGGAUGUGCUGUGCCGAACACUUAAUUUACUGAUGGGGUUUUUUGGGGGAAUUGUUUCUCUUUGACUAUUUCAAUAAUUGGAUUAAAAGUUAGUGUAGGAAUCCACAGGUUUUUUCUUUUUAAUUCCUACUUAAAAGCUGGAUUGUUAAAGCUUUACACUUUUCCUUUCUAUUUCCCUAUCCUUCCUUUUUCUGUACUGCAUAGAUUUCCUCUUAGCUAACUCGUAGUUAACUGAGAAGACUUGCAACAGAAAGGCUUCCUCUUCUGCUCACACGAUACGGUAGGUUGGUAGGUGUUUGUUUAAAUUGGAAGCUAGUCAGAAACAGUGUCUGCAUGAGAAAGCUGUAAUCAGCUUACAAAUGAUAAUCUGGAGUCCCGUUUGUAAAAACUCCUCAAACAUCUACUUUUUUUUGGUAACAUAAUUUUAAAUUGUUUCUUUAAUAAAAGCACUACAACAUUAAAGGUUAAAAAACCACCUCAGGCUGCAAACUGGCUAGUCCUGGACGGGUCAGUCUCUAGCUCUGGUGUAUAUAAAACUCCCAUUUUGUGUUUUACUAAUGUCUCUGAAUGUAUUUUAACUGAUACACCUGUGGUCUUUAAAGUGUAUAUUCGUGGCCCUGGGUUUCAUUUUGUUUGUUCCUGGUUUACUAGUGGAUGACAUGAUUUAAUUCUUCCUUUUUUUUUUUUUAACCUGUGUGUAAUAACUUUAUGUCUUUCAACUGGUUCUCUCCACUUUACAGAGCAGUAUCUGUAGGACUUCUGGUGAAACACUGCGUAGAGUUUUUCUGUGCCAGCUGUGCACAAAUCAGCAGGGAGCUCUCACUGCUCACUAACAUGAGCCCUGACUUUUUGCUAAACCAUUUAAUAUGUAGUGAAAAUGGACACAAACUGUAGUAAGUAGCAAAACUCCCAUUGAGGUCAGUGGUAUAAGGAUUUAAAUGUUGUCAAGAGCUCUUAAAGCAACUUGGCAAUGAAUGUAAAUUUAUAUUCAGCUUUUCAGCACAAAUAACAGAGAUCUUUACCUUGACCUAGAGGAAACAUGAUAGCGUUUUAUUCUGCAAUCAAAUGAUCACUAAUGCUGUUCACUACUUCUGAUGAGAUGCUCCGGUCUAAACUGUGCUCAGGAGUUACAUCCCCAGUGAAAGCCAUUUUUGGCCUUCAGUUAUCAACAGUCUGAUUACAGUAAGUACUGGGACAGCCUUGAAGUGUUGCUGUUACAACAGCAGAACACAGAUGAGCUUACAAUUCACUAAAAAACCAAAAAUGAGUAUUCGCCGUGUCUAAUUGUAUUUGACUUGAUAAAAAUAAUAGCGUAUUCUAGCAUAGCAGUAUUCCUUGGCUGUUGUAUAUUUUUAAAUAAUAAAAGUUGUUUAAAUAGCGAUUGAAUUCUGAGGCUAGCCUUUAACUACUUGGUAUUUUAACCCCUUGUGCAAACCAAAACUUGCCUGUCGCUACCAGCAGACACUAGUGGGGUCCUGCAAAAUACCAGUUGCUGCCAGACUUCAUUGAGAGCUGAGAGCAAGGUCAAUCCUCAGAUGUGAUGCCGAUUACGUUCCUUAAGCCUAAAUAAAGAUCCUAAUAACAGUAUUGAUAUCCUAAUAUUGCUGUAUUGAUAAAACGCUGAGUCUAGCCAAACAGCUACUGCGCAGCUCCCUUCUCUGCAGCUCGGUGGGCUUGAUCGUCUGGGUUUGAGGAGGGAGCCAGCAGCGCUUCAGAGGAGUGGGACUCUGCCUGCGUGUUGGGAGUGGUUCCUAGAAUUUGUACACAUGUUUUCUGUAAUCUUUGAGAGUUACAAAGGCAAAUCCCAUGAAUACCACUGGCCAGGUUUUGAAAUGGUGUUUAGGUAUAUCCUGGGACUGGAUAAAUGCUGUCGUAUUAAUUUCCCAAUAAAAUUGGGAAUUUGUUUUUGACUUCAGCCCUGCUAUAAGGCUGUCCCUUGGCAUAUAAGUCUUGCAAAACCUGGUGCUACAUGUCCACUGCCAUGUGAGGCUGCUUUUUUGACUUACCUUUUGUUUUCCUUUUUAAAAACUUACAGAAAGUUUAUAAUGCAAUUUUAUUUUUCAAGACUACAGGAAUUUAUAAAAUGCCUUUACCACCCAUUGAAACCUUUAGUACUUGUACUUAUAAUGCACUGUGUAUUUUAAUAAAUGUGCAUACAAAUAAAAUAUAUUCUUACAGUA
Messenger RNA from Aptenodytes forsteri (emperor penguin), 3465 nucleotides. It is a transcript of the gene TRIM59, whose product is annotated as tripartite motif containing 59. Gene Ontology annotation, biological process: cilium assembly. Bases 130 to 1350 code for a protein of 406 amino acids. Gene Ontology annotation, molecular function: zinc ion binding. Gene Ontology annotation, cellular component: centrosome; intraciliary transport particle B; cilium. The transcript is spliced from 2 exons. The record is from RefSeq and is a predicted model, not a curated record. NCBI's taxonomy places the organism in Eukaryota, Metazoa, Chordata, Aves, Sphenisciformes, Spheniscidae.